GUGGGUAAUUUUUUCCCAACUAGUUCGCACGUAAGUCGUGCAAUAUAACAGGACUUGGACAAAUGGAAAGUUCGCACCUGCGCAGUGGCUGGCAAACAUGUUUGGCGAGAAAAGGAUUCGCACCACCGCCUUAAGUAUUUAAAUAAAUAGUAUGUAUGGAGGACCUCAAAAGAUCACUGAGGAUGCCUCUGUUUGGAAACUUAUUCAGUCCGAAAAAAACUCCUCCACGCAAAUCCGCCUCCUUGUCCAGCCUUCACACGUUGGAUCGCUCAACCAGAGAAAUAGAGCUGGGCCUUGAGUAUGGACUCCCUGCGAUGAACAUUGGAGAUCAGGUCUUGAAAUUUGAAGAGGGACAGUGGAUCACAGAAUCUGGUGGAAAUGCAUCUAGUAGGGAAGUGCAGCGGCUUAAGAAAAAAAACGUCCAGCUGGAGGAGGAGAAUAACCUACUAAAACUAAAGAUUGAACUUCUCCUGGAUAUGCUGACAGAGACUACCGUAGAGUAUCACUUGAUGGAGAAAGAAGUGGAAGAAAGAAAGAUUCAACAUCGAAGGAAAAAAUGACAGAUCUAAUCUAGUGCUUCCAUUGUAUGAAGCCUUUUUUUUUUCAAUUAAAUAAUUUUGUUUUCAGAUAGUUGUAGGUUGAUGUAAAAAGAUAACAGGAUAAACGAUAUCAUACAUUUUCCUCACAAUGAGGACUCUUGUGUCUUAUGUUUCAUUCCUUAAAUAGCACCUACUGUAUGUGUUCCAGUUUGAAUUUGUUGAAUUAUUUCACCAUCUGUAUGACACACAAAACCUGAUGGUUAAUUAUUAUUUUUCUGUUUUGUAUCAGAUUAAAAGUAAAUCACAUCUCUGAAAA
Archocentrus centrarchus (flier cichlid) is the source of this 855-nucleotide messenger RNA. It is a transcript of the gene cby1, whose product is annotated as chibby 1, beta catenin antagonist. The transcript is spliced from 5 exons. NCBI's taxonomy places the organism in Eukaryota, Metazoa, Chordata, Actinopteri, Cichliformes, Cichlidae. The record is from RefSeq and is a predicted model, not a curated record. Bases 156 to 560 code for a protein of 134 amino acids.